CUCAUAUUUCACUUGAAAAUUUGGAGAAAAAUUUGGAGAAGCCAUUCAUCUCUCUCUCUCUCUCUCUCUCUCUCUCUCUCACUCUCUCUCUGCUGCUUUGCCACCAAAACCAAAAACCAGUAUUGCCCGCUCACGACCUCCUCCCCGCUAGGCAGAGAAUUCAUCACUAUGAGUGCGCUCUCCCCGACAGCGGCCUUUCCUCCUAUGGCUAUUAUGUUGCAGAAACCAGGACCAGGAGGGUGUUUCUUAAAGCCAUGCGUGCUCGUUGGCGGUAGAGUUGGUAUUGCAGGGAAGAAGCAGCAGCAAGAACAGCAGCUGCAGCGGAGGAAGUUCUUGGUGAAGGCGGGGCCAAAGAGGAUUGCCUUCGAGCAGGAGUGCCGGAGAGGAUUGGUGGCUGGUAUAGACAAGCUUGCUGAUGCCGUUGCUGUCACCUUAGGACCAAGAGGACGCAAUGUUGUCGUUGACGGUGAGCUACCAAAAGUUAUUAACGAUGGUGUGACAAUUGCUCGGGCAAUUGAGCUUCCAGAUGCUAUUGAAAAUGUGGGGGUGCUUUUGGUUCGGGAAGUCGCUAGUAAGACCAACGAUUCUGCUGGUGAUGGGACAACCACUGCCAUAAUCCUGGCUAGGGAAAUAAUCAAACUAGGGCUAAUGGCUGUCGCAUCUGGGGCAAAUCCAGCUUCUUUGAAACGGGGAAUGGACAAAGCUGUAACUGAACUUGUGAAAUCCUUAAGGAAGAAGUGUAGGCCAAUAAAAGGAAGGGAUGAUAUCAGAGCUGUUGCCUCCAUAUCUGCUGGAAAUGAUUGUUUUGUUGGAUCCAUGAUUGCUGAUGCCAUAGAACAGAUAGGCUCUGAUGGAUUCAUCUCAAUUGAGUCAUCCUCAUCUUUUGAAACAACUAUUGAGGUGGAAGAAGGAAUGAAGAUUGACAGGGGCUAUAUCUCUCAUCACUUUGUUACAAACCAAGAUGGUUCAACGGUUGAAUUUCAGAAUGCUAAAGUGCUAGUGACUGAUCAGAAAAUUACCAGAACAAAAGAUAUUAUUCCAAUGCUGGAAAAGGCAACUCAGUUGGGUGUUCCCCUGCUGCUUAUUGCUGAAGACAUCUCUUCUGAGGUCCUCAGUACGUUGAUUGUGAACAAACUGCAGGGAAUAGUCAAGGUUGCUGCCAUUAAAUCACCUGGAUUUGCUGAAGGAAAGAAGGGAUUAUUGCAAGACAUUGCCAUCUUGACAGGGGCUGACCUUCUCACUGGAGAUCUUGGAAUGGACCUAGCUAAUGCAACAUCAGACCAACUUGGUAUUGCAAGGAAAGUAACUAUAACAAACAAUUCAACAAUGAUUGUUGCAGAUCCAUCAACUAAACCUGAGAUACGAGCAAGAAUUGAUCAACUAAAGAAAGAUAUUGCUGAAACAGACAGUGCAUAUUUGUCUGAGAAGCUUGCAAUCAGAAUUGCAAAGCUGUCAGGUGGUGUUGCUAUAAUUAAGGUUGGUGCACCAACAGAAGCUGAACUGGAAGAUAAAAAGCUCAGAAUUGAGGAUGCAAAAAAUGCGAGUCUAGCAGCUAUGGCAGAAGGCAUAGCCCCUGGAGGAGGAGCUGUGUAUGUCCAUUUAUCUAAACAGGUUGCUUCCAUUAAAAAACUGAUGGAGGACCCAGAAGAGAAGCUUGGGGCUGACAUCAUAGGAAAGGCGCUUCUUGUACCAGCCCAAUUGAUUGCGUGCAAUGCUGGAGUUGAUGGCUCAGUAGUAGUCGAGAAUAUCCUUUCUUGUGACUGGGAAUUUGGCUACAAUGCAAUGACUGGAAAGUAUGAAAAUUUAUUUGAUAGUGGAGUAGUGGACCCUUGCAAGGUUUCAAGAUCUGUACUUCAGAAUGCUGUCUCCAUUGCUGGUGUUCUGUUGACUUGUGAAGCUGUCUUAGUUGAGAAAAUAAGAAAACCAAAGCCCGCUGUCCCAUUUGUUCCUGGAAUAACUCCAUAAUGCAUCACAGGAUAUUAGUAGUGCUAGGGCCCAAGAAGUCUAGCCUACAACAGUUUUGUUAGUUAGAUGCGAUGCUCAUAAUUGCAGCCUUGUUUUUUCUUUGUUUCUUCUUCAUAUAAUGUGGUCCUUGCUAUUUUAGCCUCUUUAGCCUAUUUUGUAUGGCAACAUAACCGUUCUGUGGUGCACCUGGGAGGUAUCUCCUUUUUCUGGUUCAGCAGGACUCGAAGUGAUUUACUUGA
Messenger RNA from Nymphaea colorata (pocket water lily), 2204 nucleotides. RefSeq names its product ruBisCO large subunit-binding protein subunit alpha-like. Gene Ontology annotation, molecular function: ATP-dependent protein folding chaperone; ATP binding. Gene Ontology annotation, biological process: protein refolding. The coding region runs from base 169 to 1965 and encodes 598 amino acids. Lineage: Eukaryota; Viridiplantae; Streptophyta; Magnoliopsida; Nymphaeales; Nymphaeaceae. The record is from RefSeq and is a predicted model, not a curated record. The transcript is spliced from 9 exons.